Messenger RNA from Acomys russatus (golden spiny mouse), 1618 nucleotides. It is a transcript of the gene Brf2, whose product is annotated as BRF2 RNA polymerase III transcription initiation factor subunit. Lineage: Eukaryota; Metazoa; Chordata; Mammalia; Rodentia; Muridae. The coding region runs from base 57 to 1307 and encodes 416 amino acids. Gene Ontology annotation, molecular function: RNA polymerase II general transcription initiation factor activity; TBP-class protein binding. The transcript has 4 exons. The record is from RefSeq and is a predicted model, not a curated record. Gene Ontology annotation, cellular component: nucleus; transcription preinitiation complex. Gene Ontology annotation, biological process: transcription initiation at RNA polymerase II promoter; transcription preinitiation complex assembly.
GUUGUUAGGAGUAGUUAGUGUCCAGGCAGUUACCGUGGUUGUUGACGAAUGGUAAGAUGCCGAACGGAAGCCGCUGCCCGGACUGCGGCUCCUCUGAGCUUGUGGAAGACUCGCAUUAUUCUCAGAGCCAGCUGGUGUGCUCCGACUGCGGCUGCGUGGUCACCGAAGGGGUCCUUACUACCACCUACAGCGACGAGGGCAACCUCAGAGAAGUGACGUAUUCUCGAAGCACAGGGGAAAACGAACACGUUAGUCGCAGCCAGCAACGAGAUCUCCGACGAGUCAGAGACCUGUGUCGAAUUCUCAAGUUGCCCCCAACAUUUGAGGACACAGCAAUCUCCUAUUAUCAAAAGGCCUAUCAGCUGCCGGGCAUCCAUGCUGCUAGACUACAGAAGAAGGAAGUGUUGGUUGGAUGCUGUGUCUUAAUCACCUGCCGGCAACAUAACUGGCCCCUCACCAUGGGAACCAUCUGCACCCUGUUGUAUGCAGAUCUGGAUGUGUUUUCCGGCACCUACAUGCAGAUUGUAAAGCUUCUGGGGCUGGAUGUACCGUCUCUGUGCCUGGAAGACUUGGUGAAGUCUUACUGCAGCAGCUUCAAACUGUUCCAGGCCUCCCCAUCCAUGCCACCCAAGUACGUGGAAGACAAAGACAAGGUGCUGGCUCGAACCUUGCUGCUGGUGGAACUAGCAAACAAGACGUGGCUAGUGACUGGGCGGCACCCGCUGCCUGUCAUCACUGCAGCCGUCUUCCUGGCAUGGCAGUCCCUGCGGCCUUCCGACCGGCUGACGUGUUCUCUUGCCCGCUUUUGUAAACUGGCUAACGUGGACCUGCCCUACCCGGCCGCCUCUCGUCUGCAGGAGCUCCUGGCUGUGUUGCUUCAGAUGGCCGGCCAGCUGGCCUGGUUACAAGUUCUAAAACCUGAUAAGCGGUCGGUAGUGAAACACAUUGGUGACCUUCUCCAGCACCGUCACAUGCUGCUCCGAAUGGCUUUUCGAGAUGGAACAGCAGAAGUGGAGACCAAGAAUCUACAGCAGCAGGGGCCAGGACAGCAAGAGGAGGUGGGGGGCGGUGCCUCCGAUUUGCCCAAGAGGAAACGCCCUGCCAGUCCUGCCCUUCUCCUCCCACCCUGCAUGCUGAAGCCCCCCAAACGGGCCCACCCCGCACCCCCCGUUUCUGUAGUAACUGGAGAUGAGAGCAUUUCUGAUAGUGAAAUAGAGCAAUAUUUGCGCACCCCUCAGGAAAUUAGAGACUUUCAGAGAGCCCAAGCCGCUAGCCAGGCAGCCAUGAGUGCCCCUAACCCUCCCUGAUGCACAUUCCUUCAAGUGUAUUCAGUUCUGACUACAGCUCAUUAAUAGGCCUGUUGUGUUGCAGGAAGUGCAUAUGACCCUUGGAUGUUCCUUUCUUGUUUAAAGGAACAAAGCCUUGCAGUUAGUCGGACCCAAGGCCCUAGAGAAGGUGGGAGGCAUGUGGUGGAAUGUCUGUGGGCGCUACAGUCCUGUCCCUUGGUGCAGGUGAGCAAGUUGGCCAUCUAGUCCGGGAUGGAUUCUUUGCUGAUGAGUCUGCCCAGCUCUCCCCUGCCCUAGUCUGAAAUAAACUGCACUGCUAUUGUGAAGGAGCA